This is a messenger RNA of Thamnophis sirtalis, 5981 nucleotides long. The record is from RefSeq and is a predicted model, not a curated record. Lineage: Eukaryota; Metazoa; Chordata; Lepidosauria; Squamata; Natricidae.
CCUUUACUGUUCCCAUGGCUACUUUUACUGCAGCAGCACUCCCAUGCUGCCUAUUUUUACACAGGGUGAUUUCAUACAUCCCACUAAGCUAUAAUAAGGUGGCUUUGAUUUUGAUCUCUAAAAACCAACGUGGAUCUUGGCCAAUUCUUCAUGCCACAUUGGGUUUGAUGUUUUUCCCCCCAAACAGCCGCUCUCUGUGCCAAUCUUUUCUGAUGUCCAGAAGUUUCAAAAGCAAGCUGAGUAUGGAAUGGGAAGGGGUGGGGGGAGAAAUCUGCAGGUCAAAGAAAAUACUGUAGUCCAAAUCAAAGGCCCCACUGGGAAUGUUUUACUAGAUUAUUCUAGCCAGAGCUACAUAUCUCGACCCUCCGAGAAUUAUGCUUUUUCUGCGUGCCCAGUUGUUUUGAGAAAUGUGGUGGAAAUGAUGAAAGGUGAUAUUAAAGGUUGAUGCUAAGGGGAGGCCCUUGACCAUGCACCCCGCGCCGCUAGACAGGAGUCCGGAGAUUAAUUUUCAGGGCUUUUGAGGACGUGCUGAGUUCUCUUCCUCCGCCUCUGGAACGAGCCUGGGUGGGUAGUCGGUUUUACCCGUUGCAAUACGUCAACGUUAGACUUUGCUUCUGCCCGGCCAACUCGCGGCUGCGACCUGCCGCCUCCAACCCUGAGUACGCUCGGUGGCGGAAAGGGGGCGCUGGGAACGGCAAGCGGGCUGGAGAGAGGGCGGCGACUCGGGGUGGGCGAGGCUGAGCUCCGGGCCGCGGCUGCUCCCGGGGGCCAAGCGACAGGGAGAUCGGCUGGGCUGGAGCGGCCGAAGGACCGCGCAACAGGUUCCAAAGAUGGAGACAGGCUCCCUGGUGCGGGCUGUCUUUGAUUUCUGCCCCAGCGUAUCUGAGGAGCUGCCACUGUUUGUGGGAGACAUCAUUGAAGUGCUGGCAAUCAUAGAUGAGUUCUGGCUGUUUGGGAAGAAGGAAGGAGUCACAGGCCAGUUCCCCAGCAGCUUUGUAGAACCUGUGGAUGUUCCUGUUAUGAAGCAAGGAGAGAAGCUGUUUGUUUGUAUCAGCAACUUUACUUCCCAAGAGCCUGGCAGCCUUGCCCUGCAGAGAGGAGACCUGGUGAUAUUGAAUGAUUCUAUAGCAUCUCCUUGGCUGAAAGGCCGGAGCAGCUGGGGAACCAGUGGCUUCUUCCCAUCAUCCUGUGUUCAAAAGCUCAGCGUUUCAGGUUUUGGUCCCCGAUUCAUACAUGGUUCAACACUGGAAAUGCCAUCCUAUGCUCUGGGUCAGGCCCGAGCACUGAUGAGCCUUUCAGCCCAGAUGAAGGAGGAACUUGAUUUCCGGGAAGGGGAUGUGAUUAUCAUAGUUGGAAUUCCAGAACCUGGAUGGUUUGAAGGGGAGAUUCAAGGUCGCCGAGGCAUCUUCCCAGAGGGCUUUGUGGAGCUUUUGGGUCCCCUAAAAUCCAACAAUAACCCAGAUGACCGAACUUCAUCAGAGAUUCCAAAGAUAAAUGGAAUGAAAGAUACCUAUUCCCAGGAAGAGGAGAAGCCGUGGAGUGAUGAGGUGGCAUUGCCAGGACUUUAUGGGAUUGCCCUCUAUCAGUUCCAAGCCCUGGAAUCAGAAGAACUAGACUUUGAGGUGGGGGAACGGAUCCGAAUUCUGGAAGUUUUAGAAGAUGGUUGGCUAGAGGGUGAACUUCGAGGAAAACGUGGCAUCUUUCCUCACCGGUUUGUGAGGUUGGAAGAGAACUGCCUACAGCCUAGAAAGCAAUGGAAAUCUGGAUAUUUGCCAAAGGGGGUGGAUUCUGUUACAGCCAGUCUUCACAAAGCAGGUUCCCCUGGAGAGGAGCCUGGAUGGAGUUCAGACUAUACUGAGGAAAAGACUUGUCAACUUCCUUUGAUGCACAGGAAUUCUUUGCACUCUGAAGUAAAACAGAACCAAAUACCAAAUCACCAGAAGGAAAGUUGCCUUGGCUCUGUUCCUUUAGAAGUGCCAGGCACAUCCUCCCUAGAUUCUGAUAAAACUGUCAAUGGAGUUUCUUCCAUGCCUCAUUCUCCACUUCAGGUAAAAACCCAACACUAUGACCAUUCGGAUAAAUCAGAGCCCAUUCAAACCCCCAAAACUUCAUGGGACCGUUUGAAGGGCGGCAAGCGCUCAGAGCAGGAUGGAGAGGCUCAUAGUCUGAUCCACCAGAGCAUUCUUUGUGAGGACUUAGUUGUUUGCAUGGGUGGUCAGCAGCAGAAACCUAAAUCUCAUUCUUCCAGCUUCAGUAGAACUCAGGAGAGCUUGGACAUUUGGCCUGCCUGUCAAGGUACACAGAAUGAACUCCCUCAAGGUGUGGCCCAUGGGGAGAUCUGUGGGGACCUUGACUCAAAACUGACAGAGCAGCUGGCUCAGUUUGAACAGAGCCUGACAAAUCCUAUAGGCCAUGGUGGCCAUGACACUUUUGAGCAGGAUAAUGUUGCUCGGCAUUUUUCCAUUCUGGAUUUCAAUUGUGAGAGAGAUAUUGUAUGUGGUACAGUAGAGAAUACUUCGCAGAGGAGAAAAGUGCUACGGCCACCCCCACCUCGACCUGAUAUUCCUGUCUCUGCCUCACCACAUGUGCCAAUAAGGUUUGGCCCCAGCACUGCACCUGUCUCACAGAGUAUUCCACCUUCCAUGCGGCCCUCCAGGCCAGCACCACUUCCACCUCCAGAGAGCCAAAGGAAAAGCCCAGCCGCAGUUAAGCAGCAGCUGGGGAGCAGAGAGAGACAAGGGAACACUGUUGAGUCUGGAAGAACAUCUCCAUGUCCUUUCUUAUUGAAUCGUAUUCAGGAAUUAGAGCAAGAACUUGAUUUUUAUAGGAAGACUCACGCAGAGCUCAGUGCAACACUGGAACAGCCACAGGAUGAGGCUGGGCGAGAUGAGACGUUAGAGAACGUGGACCUCUGUGACUGUAAAAUAUCAUCCCUGUCCCUGGAGCUGCAGGAGCUGAAGGAAAUGACUCUGCUAACAUCUCAACCAACAUCACUGGAGUCAGUACCUCCCGCAGCCACCACACCAAACCCAGAACAAAGAAUGCUGGAGAAGAGAGCAAAAGUCAUUGCUGAACUGUUGCAGACUGAACAGGAUUAUAUCCGAGAUCUUGAAAUGUGCGUCCAGAAGGUCCUGGUGCCAUUACAGGAGGCACAGAUGCCACAUGUAGAUUGUGAACUGCUGUUUGGGAACAUCUGUGGAGUAAUUGCUUUCUCAAAGAAGUUGUUGAGCUCCCUGGAAGCCGCAGAUGCUGUUGUGUUGAAGUACAGGAAGACUGAUGAUGAUAGCCUGAUUGAGAAGAUCUCCAAACUUAAUUUCCACUCCAUAAUCAAGAAAUCCAACCGGGUCAGCAGCCACUUGAAACAUCUCACAGGUUUUGCUCCCCAGCUCAAAGAUGAGGCUUUUGAAGAGACUGAAAAGAAUUUCAGGAUGCAGCAGCGUCUGAUUAAAUCUUUUAUCCGGGAUCUUUCUCUUUACCUUCAACAUGUCCGGGAAUCAGCUAGUGUUAAAGUGACAGCAGCACUGAGUAUGUGGGAGCUGUGCAUGGAGAAGGGAAGUGCUGAGUUGGAGCAGUUCCAGAAGAUUCAUGGUUUCAUCAGUGAUCAGCUGUUCUCUGAUUUCAAGAAACGCACUGAGCGUCUGGUGAUCACGCCUCUGAAUCAGCUGCUGAACAUGUUUGCUGGACCUCACAAACUGGUGCAGAAACGCUUUGAUAAGCUCCUAGAUUUCCACACAUGCACCGAGCGGGCCGAGAGGUUGAAGGACAAGCGGACCUUGGAAGAAUUACAGUCAGCACGCAACAAUUAUGAGGCCUUGAACACCCAGCUGCUGGAUGAACUGCCCAAAUUUCAGUGCUGUGCCAAGGAGCUUUUCACUAGCUGCCUGCGCAGCUAUGCUGAGGCUCACUGUGACUUUGUACGCCUGGCACUGCAGGAACUUCAGCCUUUGUUCUCACUGCUGCAAGUGGUUGGCCGGGAAGGGAAUCUUAUUGCCAUCUUCCAGGAAGAGCAUAGUAGAGUCCUCCAGCAACUACAAGCCUUCACCUUCUUUCCGGAGAGCAUUGCUACCACUAAAAAGCCCUUUGAAAGAAAAAGCCUGGAGCGUCAAUCGAUGCGAAAACAACCCCUUCUGCCCAUGCCCAGUUACAUGCUACAGUCAGAUGAACUGCGAGCAGCCCUCCUGGCCCGCUAUCCUCCUGAGAAGCUAUUUCAGGCCGAGCGUAACUUCAAUGCAGCUCAAGAGCUGGAUGUGUCAUUAUUGGAGGGGGAUCUCGUGGGUGUUCUCAAAAAAAAGGAUCCUAUGGGCAGUCAGAACCGUUGGCUUAUUGACAAUGGAGUGACAAAGGGCUUUGUGUACAGCUCCUUUCUGAAACCUUACAAUCCACGCUGUAGCCACUCGGAUGUCUCUCUGGCCAGUCAUUCGUCUGGUGAAUCUGAACUCAGCGGUUCUUCCUCGUCCCAUGGAAUCAGUACAGCAAACAACAUUUUGACCAUCACAUCUGUGAACAGCCCACAGAAGCCUCCACAGGACUCUGGCAUCCUAGGCAACCUGAUUAAUUCUGUUCAGACUCUCUCAGAGCCGGAUGCUGUUUGCCAACUCCAGCUGGGUCCCAUUUUGGAAUCUGCAGAGCCAUCCCGCAAUCCUCCAUCAUCUCGGCGACACAGUAAUCCAGAUGCACGAAAUGGGCACCAAGCCCGGUACAAGGCAAGGCCAACCGCAUCAGUGGACAACCUAAGGCUGAAGAGCAGUGAGUGCAUGGGAAAUCAGGUCUAUUACGCCCUUUAUACUUUUAAGGGCCGCAAUUCAAAUGAACUGAGUGUAACAGCCAAUCAAAGAUUAAAGAUUCUACAAUUUGAAGACAUAACUGGCAACCAGGAAUGGUGGCUGGCAGAGGCACAUGGGAAACGGGGCUAUGUACCAUCCAGUUACAUUCGCAAGACUGAGUACACGUGAGAUGCUGGAGCAGGAGACGUCACAAACUGGUGCCUUUAUAACUACCAUGCAAGGGCAUACUCUUGCAUCCACGCACGCCAUGCCUCUGAAAGUUUGGAUUUCAGUAUAUUUAUGUGGGGAGUUCGACCUCGUUUCCAUCAAAGUUGGAUGUAAUGCUCUUACUGUGCAGCCUGAGACAUCCCUGUCUUCCUCUUAGCAGGGCUGUGUGGAGCUCAUAUUUCCAAUGAAGGUAGAUAUUCAGUCCUUAACUGGAUUGUAAACUGGCUGGAAAUCAUGCAGCCAAGAGAGAGAGCUGGCUAUUGGUGCAAAAGCAUGAGAAAGGAGCCAGUGAAGAUAAAAAGAGGACUCAGAUUGUUGGGGGCAAUAUGCCGACUCUGUAAACUGCUUAGAGAGGGCUGUAAAGCACUGUGAAGUGGUAUAUAAGUCUUAAGGGCUAUUGCUAAUAAGUCCAGUAUUUCAGAAGUCACCAAAGGAGUAUUAGGUAUAUUUACUGCCUUGAAUUAAUUGUAAAAAUAAUAAAGGCAAGAUAUAAAGAAACAAAGAAAUAAAAUCGCCUCUUAAGGCCCAAUCUUACUAUUGUCCUCCAGCAGCUGGUUCUCAAAGGUGUAGCUGAACCUACUAGUAGUUAUGGCGUGUAGCUGUUGGUAUUUCUGCUCUUUGUGAAACCACGUAUCUGCAGCCCUGUAAGAAGUGAGCCUAAGAGAAAGACAAGGGCUCAGAGACUUUGCUGAGUGUCACCACCAAGAAGCAAGUAUCCCAUGUGUCCUUUCCUAUCUCAGUAUUAGUUAACAUUGUUUGCUGUUGGGCAAAAUAAUUCUUUGGUUCAACUUUAGACAGGUUUGGUGCCCAUCUUGCAUGCUGCAGUAUCCGUGAGAGGGCAAGGCUGCAAUUCUUUUGUCCCUGACUCAGGUCAGAGCUGGAGGGGGAGCAUUGAUGCUCUGGGGAAAACAGCAGAAUGUAAAAGCUGCGUUUUGCUUCCUGAGUAACUUGCUUGAGUUGCUGUUGUAUAAAUAAAAUAUAUUUCUCAAA